AUGCUAUCUACGUUUCUUCCAGGUGCACACUAUAUCGACGUUCGGGUGUACGAGCAAAGUAUCGACGGUAGUCCGUUUACGUGUAACGUCGGCGAUCCGGAUUUGGUAACGGUACGCGGUCUGCAGCGCUACAUCAGACAUUUGGACCUGGGAACUCCUGUUUCGUUUACGAGUACGUUUCGUCGCUGCAUGCUGAUUAAUCCACCGUCAUUCAUCGUUUUUGUUUUCACUUUAGUCGAUGCUUCUGCCGCUGGUUCCGGCACUCUCGAAAUACUGAUCAACGAUGGGAAGGUGAAUUGUCGGGUCCGCGAGCUGGGCAGCAAGACAUACCUAGCAACUUACACGCCCUUGCGGCCGAUCGGCUAUACGAUCGAAAUGAUGUUCAACAAAUCGCCAGUAAAGGGUAAGCGAGCACUCGUUUCAGGCGGUCGGUUGGUAUUGUCUUGUCCUGUUUCUCGGUUGUCCGCAGAAUUAUUUUCUACCCCGGUAAAGUUUUAA
Soboliphyme baturini is the source of this 498-nucleotide messenger RNA. NCBI's taxonomy places the organism in Eukaryota, Metazoa, Nematoda, Enoplea, Dioctophymatida, Soboliphymatidae. The record is from the annotation of a GenBank genome assembly.